AUGAAGUCACAACCAUCGUGGAAGAAAUUGAAACCUUUAGCUGGUGAGUUUAGCAGCUCCUUCUGGGAGUUAAGCACACGUUUCGGACAGAGCUCAACAAUACAUGGCGUGAAUAGGUUGUUCAAUCCAAAAGCGGGAAAAUGUGAGCGCUGCAUUUGGUUGCUGACCAUAAUGGUUGCCUUAUUCGGCAGCAUUUCUAUUUGUAUUUUAAUUUCGGCGCGCUACACCGAAGGUAAACUGGAGACAGUGAUUGAUGCCACUCGCAAGCCCGUUUACGAAAUUCCAUUUCCCGUAGUGACCAUUUGUAAUAAUAAUGCACUUAACUGGCAACGUUUCGAAGCAGCAAAGCAACGUUUUCUCAAACCCAACGAAACACCAAAAAACCAAGAUAUCUUCGAACUAAUAGUCGCCAAUUAUGAUAAUCUAAAAUUUGGUACCUUUCAAAAUUUCGGCAAAUUACGAAAUCUAUCCGUCGAACCGAUGAAUUAUGUUAACUUCAGUCAAGUCAUCGAGUUCAUGACGUGGCAUUGUGAAGAGCUUUUAAGUCAAUGCUUCUGGAAGCACUUUGCUGUUAAUUGUUGUGAUAUCUUCUAUUUGCGACGCAGUAAAAAUGGUCUAUGUUGGGCUUUCAAUACGCUGGAAACGGAAGCGGGUAGGGAAAGGCAAAAGCUCGAUCCAUUAUGGCCAUGGCAUUCAGGCGAUGCAGGUCCAGAAAGUGGUCUAACGGUGCGCGUACUCAUUAAUGAGGAAAAGCAUUAUCCAAAAAGCAUAAAUGAAAAAGGUGUGCAGGUGAUGAUUACGGAGCAAAAUGUAUGGCACUUCGAACCUUUGAGCAUACCAGCGAAUACUUACACAAACUUGGAAAUAGAUCCUGCGAUAUAUUCUCAUGACUCUAAUACACGUCGAUUGGGUCCAAUAUUGCGGAAAUGUUGGUUUAAUGAUGAAAUUUAUAGCGAGAACUUUCGAACACUUCAAGGCUACGUUUAUAUGAUUGAAAAUUGUGAAUCGGAAUGUCAUCAACAAUAUUUGGUGAAAUAUUGCAAUUGUACAAUGGAUUUGCUAUUUCCACCUGGCCCUUAUCCCAUCUGCAAGGCAACCGAUCUGUUAUGCUUGGCACAGAAUAACGAUCGCUUCGCCUACUCCCAAAAAGGUGAUGAGCGGCUGUACGUGCACAACCAUCAAGAGUAUAUGAUUUGUAAUUGUCUUCUAAAUUGCUAUUCACUAAAUUAUGCGGCGGUUGCACGUCCCUUACUUGUUCCAGCGCUGAGACGCAGUAAUAAGUCAUUCAUCGAAUUAGACGUACAUUAUCGGCUUGAUAUAAUGAUGGUCUAUCGCACCGGUUUAGUAUUUGAUUGGGUAGAUCUUAUGGCUGCCUUUGGCGGCAUUGUUGGUCUUUUUCUCGGUUGUUCGCUGAUUAGUACCAUGGAAUUGGCCUAUUUUCUUCUGAUGGAUCUUCCCAAGUUUGUACUACGCAAAUAUUGUUUUAAUAAGAAUAAAUUACAAAGUAAACAGCAACUGCUUGAGAAUCGUUUACGUAAGAAAAAUAUUAGUAAGCACACCCGUCAGUUGAAUAUGAAAAACAAAAUCAUGCAACAACAAAGCUACGCAAGGGUUUUCUAUAAUAACCAAAUGCAUAAAAAACUGGCACAUAAUUUUGACUCGAAUAUAGAUAUGUAUGUAGAAUAA
This is a messenger RNA of Rhagoletis pomonella (apple maggot), 1686 nucleotides long. RefSeq names its product pickpocket protein 19-like. The coding region runs from base 1 to 1686 and encodes 561 amino acids. Gene Ontology annotation, molecular function: ligand-gated sodium channel activity. Gene Ontology annotation, biological process: sodium ion transmembrane transport. Gene Ontology annotation, cellular component: membrane. The transcript has 7 exons. The record is from RefSeq and is a predicted model, not a curated record. NCBI's taxonomy places the organism in Eukaryota, Metazoa, Arthropoda, Insecta, Diptera, Tephritidae.